CCUGGGCAAUAAAAACCCUCUAUACACCCCUUGACCCGGAAAUGACUUUAGUCGCGAAUGAGCGACAGAUUUUCAUUCAUCGGUUUGGAUAAUUCAUCAACACAAGAACAAUAAUCGACUACGACUUGAACAUUAAAGCAAACAUGUUUUACCAUAUUUCUUUGGAGCAUGAAAUAUUACUACACCCGCGGUAUUUUGGCCCUAACCUCCUCAACACCGUGAAGCAGAAGCUUUUCACAGAAGUGGAGGGUACCUGCACUGGCAAGUAUGGCUUUGUCAUCGCAGUCACUACCAUUGACAACAUCGGGGCAGGUGUAAUCCAGCCAGGGAGAGGAUUUGUCCUCUACCCAGUCAAGUACAAGGCCAUUGUGUUCCGCCCAUUUAAAGGGGAGGUGGUUGACGCUGUGGUCACUCAGGUUAACAAGGUUGGAUUGUUCACAGAAAUUGGUCCCAUGUCUUGCUUCAUCUCUCGCCAUUCCAUCCCCUCAGAAAUGGAGUUUGACCCCAACUCCAAUCCUCCCUGUUAUAAGACUGUUGAUGAGGACAUUGUGAUCCAACAAGAUGAUGAGAUCCGGCUAAAGAUUGUGGGAACAAGAGUGGACAAGAAUGACAUUUUUGCGAUUGGAUCUCUCAUGGAUGAUUAUCUGGGUCUUGUGAGCUGAUUCGCCCUAGAGGGAGCACAUUUCACAUGGAACAUUUUAUGUAGUAGCCUAGCUAUUUCUAUGUCAAAAUCAAUAUUUUUUUACACAGGAAAAGCCCUAUAGCGACAUUAUGACAAUUUGUUUUUAUUAGAACUGGUGUAAGAUUCAAAGGAAAUGCAGGAGAAUGAUUGCUAAAUGCAUAGCAAGAGGGCAUACAAUGCAGAAGCAGUACACAUUAUUUUUACUCAUGUAGAAUUCCCCAUUUCUGUCUUGACUAUUGUUUUUUUUUGUAUGCGGACUGUAAUAAAAUAUUUUAUUUGUUGUUA
Cottoperca gobio is the source of this 967-nucleotide messenger RNA. RefSeq names its product RNA polymerase II subunit G (gene polr2g). Gene Ontology annotation, molecular function: single-stranded DNA binding; single-stranded RNA binding; translation initiation factor binding. NCBI's taxonomy places the organism in Eukaryota, Metazoa, Chordata, Actinopteri, Perciformes, Bovichtidae. The record is from RefSeq and is a predicted model, not a curated record. Gene Ontology annotation, biological process: DNA-templated transcription; positive regulation of nuclear-transcribed mRNA poly(A) tail shortening; nuclear-transcribed mRNA catabolic process. Gene Ontology annotation, cellular component: P-body; RNA polymerase II, core complex. The coding region runs from base 144 to 662 and encodes 172 amino acids. The transcript has 8 exons.